Messenger RNA from Hemiscyllium ocellatum (epaulette shark), 4027 nucleotides. It is a transcript of the gene adcy3a, whose product is annotated as adenylate cyclase 3a. The record is from RefSeq and is a predicted model, not a curated record. Gene Ontology annotation, molecular function: adenylate cyclase activity. The transcript is spliced from 21 exons. Bases 229 to 3570 code for a protein of 1113 amino acids. Gene Ontology annotation, biological process: cAMP biosynthetic process; intracellular signal transduction; adenylate cyclase-activating G protein-coupled receptor signaling pathway. Lineage: Eukaryota; Metazoa; Chordata; Chondrichthyes; Orectolobiformes; Hemiscylliidae. Gene Ontology annotation, cellular component: plasma membrane.
UUCCCACCUCCCUCCCUCCCUCUAUCCUCCCUCUAUCAUUCCCUCCUCCCUCUCUCUCUCUCCAGUGGAAGCAGCUGCUGAGAUUCGCUGGGAUUUGCGAAGCUGCGGGACUCGGAUCCCGAGCCCGGGCUCGUUCCGCGGCGCUGUCCGGAGGCUCUGGCCCGGUAAUCGGGUUUGUCUGGCUAGAUAGUAGACACAAUCUCACCUGAAUCUGGUAGCCUCAGAACGAUGCCCAGGAACCGUGCGUUUUCAGAGCCAGAGUACUCAGCAGAAUGUUCAGUCAGCCUGCCCUCUGACCCUGAGCAGGGUGUGGAACGGAGCCGAGAGGUGACAGUCAGGAGUUCAGGAUGUUGCCUCUGCCUCCCCCGUUUCAUGAGACUGACCUUUGUCCCCGAUUCCCUGGAGAACCUGUACCAGACAUACUUCCGUCGUCAGCGACAUGAUACUCUCCUGGUGUUGGUGGUCUUUGCUGCACUAUUUGACUGUUAUGUCAUCAUCACAUGUGCCGUGCUGUACUCCAAUGACAAGUUGGCCUCUCUCCUGGUGGCUGGAAUCGGAUUGGCUGUCCAUCUCCUCCUCUUCAUCUUGUGUCGGUUUGGACUUGUCCCAGAUAAAAUUUCCCAGAAGGUCAUUCCAUACAGCCUCUGGGUCCUUAUUGCUGCUCAGAUCUUCUCCUUCCUGGGCCUGAACUUCUCCCAUGCUCAUGAGGCCAGUGACACAGUGGGCUGGCAAGCUUUCUUCACCUUCUCCUUCUUCAUCACCCUCCCACUGCAGCUGACACCCAUUGUCCUCAUCACCAGCACCACAUGUGGGGUUCACACGCUUGUCCUGGGGGUCACCAUCGCCCAGCAACAACAGGAACAAAUCAACAGUGCGGCCCUGGUGCAGCAGCUAUUGGCUAACAUGAGUAUCUACCUCUGUGCCAUCAUUGUGGGGAUCAUGUCUUACUACAUGGCAGAUCGCAAACAUCGCAAAGCAUUCCUGGAGACCCGACAAUCUCUGGAGAUUAAACUCAACCUGGAGGAACAGAGCCAGCAGCAGGAACGUCUCCUUCUGUCGAUCCUACCAAAGCACAUCGCAGACGAGAUGUUAAAUGACAUGAAAAAGGACAAAGAGUCAAAGGAGCUACAGCAAUUCAACACCAUGUACAUGUACCGACAUGAGAGAGUCAGCAUCCUGUUUGCUGAUAUUGUUGGAUUCACUCAGUUGUCAUCCACCUGCAGCGCACAGGAACUGGUCAAACUUCUCAAUGAACUCUUCGCUCGCUUUGAUAAACUGGCAGCGAAAUAUCAUCAGUUACGGAUCAAAAUCCUGGGUGAUUGUUACUACUGUAUCUGUGGCUUACCAGACAUUCGGGAUGAUCAUGCAGCGUGUUCGAUUCAUAUGGGCUUGGCUAUGGUCGAUGCCAUCUCGUACGUUCGAGAAAAGACAAAAACAGAGGUGAACAUGCGGGUUGGCAUUCACAGUGGCACUGUCCUCGGUGGUGUCCUGGGCCAGAAGAACUGGCAAUAUGACGUCUGGUCUACAGAUGUUACAUUGGCAAACAAGAUGGAGGCUGGUGGUAUCCCGGGGAGAGUGCACAUUUCAGAAAGCACCUGUAACUGCCUGAAUGGAGAGUUUGAGCUUGAACCAGGAGAAGGGGAGAAGAGGAAUGAGUAUUUACGGGAGAAAGGGAUCACGACAUACCUGGUGGUUGUGGCAAAAUCUGCGGCUGUCAAGAAUGGGAUCAAUGGAGUGAAGUUGUCUCUCACAUCAUCCAAUGGAAACUCACCCUUGUUGAUCAACACCACAGACUGUAAUGGCAGUCUCCAUACCAACUGCACCACACCUGAUGACCCAGAGGAGCUUGACACACGGGUGGUUAACCCUUCGUUUCCAAACCCUCGGAGACGCCUGCGAUUACGUGAUAUUUCGGAACAGGUGACUGAUGCUCAACAAAACCAACUGGAGCUGAAUCGCUUAUUGAAUGCAGCAUUGUUAGAGCGAGAGACUGUGCAGGCGUUGAAAGGGAAAUCCACAAACCGUCUCUCGAUGCGAUUCAUUGACCCUGAACUGGAGAGCCGCUUCUCAUUGGAAAGGGAGAAACAGAGUGGAGCAGCUUUUAGCUGUUCCUGUGUGGUCCUCUCCUUCACCUUCUUGGUACAGCUUCUCAUUGACCCCGGACUGCUGGUGAAUUACGUCACUUUCAUUGUGGGGGAAGUUCUGCUCUUGAUCCUCACCCUAUGUUCCAUGGCUGCCAUCUUCCCCAGGGUCUUUCCCAACAAACUAGUUUUCUUCUCAACAUGGAUUGACCGGACACGCUGGGCCAGGAACAUCUGGGCAAUGGCUGCUAUCCUCAUCCUCACUGCUGUAGAUAUUGUAGACAUGUUGAGCUGUCUGCACAGCUACCAAGCUUCAUCAAGAGGAAACCUGACCCAGGUCAACAGGAGCUGUGUGAAACAACCAAAAUACUACAGCUACAUCUCGGUGCUCGCACUUAUAGCCACCACCAUGUUGGUGCAAGUCAGCCACAUGGUGAAGGUGUUCCUGAUGUUUGUGAUCACUGGCAGCUAUGGCUUGGUUAGUGUCCUGAGCUGGAGGGAGCUCUAUGACGAGUAUGACCGACAGCGUUUCCAGGAAUUGCAGUCCCUUGUGGUGCCAUCCCGGUUUUCCAUGGUAGCCAUGAUCUUCAUCAUGAUGAUGAGCUUUUAUUAUUUCACUCGACAUGUGGAAAGGUUAGCACGGACACUGUUCCUGUGGAAACUCGAUGUCCACGAGCAGAAGGAGCGAGUUUACGAGAUGCGGCGAUGGAACGAAGCGCUUGUCACCAAUAUGUUACCGGAACAUGUUGCUCGGCACUUUCUCGGUUCCAAGAAGCGAGAUGAGGAAUUGUAUAGUCAGUCGUAUGAUGAGAUUGGGGUCAUGUUUGCAUCAAUCCCCAAUUUCUCUGACUUUUACACCGAGGAGAGUAUUAACAAUGGAGGCAUCGAGUGUCUGCGAUUCCUCAAUGAAAUUAUCUCGGAUUUUGAUGGUUUAUUGGAUGAACCUCAGUUCCGAAACAUCACCAAAAUCAAGACCAUUGGGAGCACGUAUAUGGCAGCAUCCGGCUUAAUACCAGACACCAAUCCCAGCAGCUACAACAGUACUGUCAAAAAGGAUCAAGAAAAAUCCAUGAAGGAACGCUGGCAGCACCUGGCAGACCUGGCAGACUUUGCACUGGCCAUGAAAGUCACUUUAAUGAACAUUAAUUAUCAAUCAUUUAAUAACUUCAUGCUACGCAUUGGUAUGAACAAAGGAGGUGUUCUUGCUGGAGUGAUUGGUGCAGGAAAACCGCACUAUGAUAUCUGGGGGAAUACAGUGAAUGUUGCCAGCAGGAUGGAGUCAACAGGACAGCUGGGGAAUAUCCAGGUGGUUGAGGAGACGUAUCUUGUGCUGAAAGAUUACGGAUUCCGUUUUGCACGGCGUGGUCCUGUCUAUGUCAAGGGCAAAGGUGAGCUCAUUACUUAUUUCAUGAAAGGUCGAGAGAAGCAAGGUUCCUUCAUCAACAGCUCGUCUGUCACCCUGCCUCAUCAGGUGGUGGAGAAUGCAUGAGGACUCACAUCACAUCACUCUGGCCCAGGGCUCCACUCGCUGUAACAACAAGGCUCAGAAGAGGUUCCCAGACAGGAGCAGCGUACUUGAGUGUACAAAGAAGACAAAAGCCACAAAGUACAGUUUCAGUAUGUGUGGCAAAAGUUUGAGAUGAGCGGGUAUGACUCCAACUGCUUUCUGUCACUGCUGCCGUUUUCUGGGGCAAAAUAGGGCCCAAAUCUGGAAUGAUCUCAAACCUAUCGUCUGAAUCUCAAACUUGUUUUUGAAUGUGGCUGCAGAGAAACUACAACCUGCAGUAGUAACUUAGCACAAACUCUUGACAAGCGAAAGUGACCUGUAGCCAACACAACUGAAGGAGGACAAUCAGAGACUGGGUUCAUGUGUUUACUUUUGUUGUGGUUCUGUUCGCCGAGCUGGGAAUUUGUGUUCUCACAAACUUUGUUUACUUUUGUGUUUU